AGUUUUCAAAAAGAUCGUACAAAUGAUAGCCGCACUUCAGAUAGAUUGAGCUUCGAGUCCAGGAGUCGACGGACAAGCAGUCGGUGCAGCCAUGAUCCUGGCCUCGCUGAGUACGUUCUCCGAAAGAGUCAAACACGAAUCGAUCAAUUUGAAUUCCAGGAUCGACGCGAGAGUAUAACAACUGAUGUGGAUAUCCCGAAUAUAUUUCGAACUUCGAUUCAUUUAGCGAUAGUACACAACUCUAUUGAUUCCCUCGGAGUAUUAUUACGAUAUGGUGUCGAUCCUAGCGUUCCCAGUAUCAAUUUGAUAACACAAUCGAAUACAACUACCGGAAAUAUUCAUAUUGAUUCUGUGAAAAUUAAUACUGGUCCCUCCUCCAACACCAAUACUUCUACAGCAACAACAAGCAAAUCAUCGGCACUACUGCAUGGACAGAAAACCAGAAGCAAUACGCUCAAUGUCACAACCGCCGGCUUUCGUCGUCCAUCGAACACAGCCGAAGGUGAAAGCAGUGCUAGUACUCCGACCGUCAUCGAAUGUCUAGGUUCCACUAAUACCAAUACACUGCAUGUGAAUCCGGUCAUAGAGGAACACGUAAAACAUGUGGUAGAAUUGUCUGCAAGCAGACGACAUACCGCUCGUUUGGCGGGAGACCCAGGUACCGUUAAAGAAAUUGCGAUUGACCUAGCAAGUGUAUAUUGUCAAGAGGAAUUGUUUAAUUUACCGCCGCUUUUUGCAGCAGUUGUGCAUGGGAGACCACUAGUAGUUCUUUUGCUACUGCAAUACGGUGCAGAUCCGAACGUCCAAGAUAGACAUGGUCUGACGCCGUUACAUAUUGCUGUGUCCGAACAAUUUUACAGUCUACAAUGUGCGCGCGGAUUACUUCAAUAUGGAGCAAAAAUCUAUGUGAAAAAUGCAAGUAAUGUGUCGCCAUUUGAAAUCUAUCCAGGAAUAUUACGGGACCAACAAAAUGUCAUUAAGGCGGUGUUAACAGGCAAACUUGCAUUGCACUAUCUCAACGAUACCGGUGGUAUUAUUAAUUCAAAUAACAGCGAGCAUAGUUUCCAUAGCAACCAGCUAACGGGUAGUGUACACAAUUUCUUCAGACGUUUCAACAGCUACGAACACAAAACAUCAGACUCGAGAAAACGCCGGUUACGAAAACACGGAGGAUCCGGUCUAGAUCUCUUUCAUGAGGUCAGGGAUCGAGUUCCGUCAAUAACCUCAAGCAGAAGUGGUUUUAGCAAAAUACAAUCGGUCAUUACCGAAGAUUUGGACAGCGAGGCAUCUCUGCCAACAACUUCUAUAGCAGAAGUUCCAUCUGGAAAUGAGAAGACGUUAUUUUCUUCACGAUCUAGAAUGAGUCUCAGACGAGGUGACAGAACGAAACGCCGGAACAGCUGUGUUGCAGACCAAUCAGAGAAAGCCACACUCGAGGAGACAGAGCGAACACUAUAUGCCUUAAAGAAGUUAGCACAGAAUCCGGAAUGUACUUCUUCCCUUGUGGAUGGACUAGCCAAUUACAUGCGGAUUAUCGUCACGGUGACGGACAGCUCAGAAUGUCCAGCCAUCGAGAAAGCCAUCAGCGAACUUCUAAAUCAGAUUCUACAGACAUGCUAUGAUGAGUUACAGAGAAUUGACUGUUUUGAGGAAAAGUUCAAGAUAUUUUUGCUGCUGACAAAACUAAUGACUACAGCUCUGGAGCUUCUUCGUGGCGGUCAGUCGUUACACUUUACCGCUCUCAGUAUCAUCAACCGUAUCAUCGACAUUUGCAUCGUCCAUAAGAAUCAUGAGGUCAGCUCAACAGAGUUUCUACAAAGUACAGACUGCAUUCCUUUACAGCCAGGUGGUGCUGCUAGUCAGGAGGGUGUCAGUCCGCAACUUAAAAGCCCGAAACAUAAGACCUCUAACAGCAGCCCCAAACAACGUGGGGGGUCCACUCAGUGUGCUCACAAUCACCAUGACGAUUCCGCCACAAGUGCCAACAACAGUUCUAACACGUUUCAGAGGAUUUCCUCUGUUCAUUUUAGAAAAAAUUUCGGAGGACAUUCUGAUGGGGGUGGUCAUUCCGAAAAGACUGAUGAUUCAGAAAAUACGGAUAAUGCGAAUGCAAAUUCUUGUGGAUCCAAUGUGUUAAAAACACCGCUUGAAUUCCUGACAACCUGUGAUCCUAGUCAAAUAUUAAGUGUGCUUCAUAACAGUAUCACCAUGCAUAAGCGUAUCAUUGGAACUCGGCAGAAAUGUACGCCAAGUACUCGUUCGCGUUUCUGCACCCAUCAUUGUUUACAAAUUUUAAGUGCCCGAAUCCUUGUUGUGAUGUGUCAUGGACUCCAGGUUCAGUAUCGGAUUGUCGGUGGUGGACAUAUCAAAACUCUCGUCGAGGCCUUAGACCCAAAUCAUGAUCCACAUCUGUUGUGCCUACUACUACAAUCACUAGCUUCCAUCGCCCUAACUCCUAGCCACCAUCAGGUCCUCAACGAUGCCGACAUAGCGGACAUGUUGAUGCAGCUUCUGUUGCCUAGUGACGAGUGGUAUUAUACCAAUCACAGUACCAAGUAUGCAAAGUUUGUCAAGUACCAUGCCGCUCGGAUACUUGUGUAUAUGGGACUGUUACACAAACUCGGUGGUCGUGUCGACUUGUUUGACAGAAAGCCUUUCAAAGAACUGUCAACAAAUGCCUACCUACAAGUGCACUCCCCCGAGGAUAGUUUUAUAGAGCUGAUGGCCAUGGGCCAGGUUGUCAUGUGGAACGAUAACCAACAUCUACAGGCUGCUUCUCUAGAGGGCUUGGUGGCUAAACUUAUACAGGAAGCCAUGAAUGAUGAAAAUGAAGGCACAGGCAAAACGUACGAUCUCACACUUAGUUCCUCCAUACAGAGUAUUUGUGGGCUGAUGGAUAAUCACUGCAGCACAAUGUUAACGCCCUUCACAUCACCGGCCUGUUCAUUACAGUUCCUUGCCGAGACAGACAGCAAACCGUUCCGAGAACUUCUUCUUAUGGGUCUUCCUAUGCUUGUACAUCCAGUCAUUAUCUUACGUCUUCUUGCUCAUAAGGUGUUUGGAAACAUGAUCCGGAGAAAGUCAUUAUUUGCAGAGACAAAACUAAAACCACCACCGCCAGAAAAUCUUGAACAGGCUGACAUGUGCCCACCCAGGUGUAAUUCAGAGGCGGCUAAGUUUCACGAUAUUAAACGUGAAGUGAAUCGUAGAAGGCGAUCUCAUCAUCCAAUCAUAACCAAAUCUUCAUCCGAGGAACUUGAUUCUCCUGCAACAUUAAACAGUCCGGUGGAGCGAGAACUUGUUAAACAGAACGGAAUCCAAUCAAAAAACGGCACCACUCAGCGGGCACUUCGUGCCAUUGGGACAAGUCUGGCUAAUCCCAGCAACAACAACAGCAACAACAACAACACCAACAACAGCAACAACAACAACAGCAACAACAACAACAACAACAGCAGCAGCAACAAAAUCAGCAGACAACAGACGUCAUCAGCAUCCAAAUCAAGACUUUUUCAUUGGCCUAGUAAAAAACGAUUGUCAAAAUCCCAAAGCAAUGUGUCUUCAAAGGAUAGCCAGGAUAUCAACGCUGGAAGCAUUGACAGAGCCGAUUCCAAAUCAUCAAUAACAUCAUCAGAAAAUGAUAUUGACAUUCUUGCCUUUCAAAGAGAACUUAUCAACCUUCCAACAUUUGUAAUGGACACCCCAGCUACAGAUGUGUCUCCAAUGUUCUCACGAUGUAGUUCUGUUCCGGAGAAUUUAGCCUCACGCAUGAGUAAUAAUGAUUCAACAACUCCAGAAAUGUCUACGUAUGGCUCCGACCAUCUUCAUAUUGUGCAACGACGUGCAAAAGGCGAGGAAUUUGGUUCUGAUCAAGCUUUAUGUGAUUUGCCUAAAUCGCCAUCAAAGGUUACCAUAACAACAACAGACUUUACACAGCCUGCACAUCAGGGUGGAGGACCUUUAACCUUGACACUUCCGACGCAGUCGUCAAUUGACGACGUUGAGGAUAAUAUUGCCAAUAUCACAGUGCGCUUUGAGGCCCCUGCAUCGCCCAUUUCUAGUUCAAGUCAGAGUCCACAAGCGUUUGAUUUUCAGUAUCCAUUUGAACAGCUGAAACUUGCUGCAAGUCAUUGUUUGAUAAAUGAAAAGUCAUCAGCCAAUCAGGUUGCUACAUCCUCAUCAAAUUUUCUUAAUCCUUCCCCAACAUCUGCUGUGUCACCAACAGUAACCACAGGUCCAACAACAUCGCCAUGGUCACCAUCAUGUAUGUCACAAUCAUCCAUCACAGCCAAUGUUUCACAUUCGGAAAUUCCAGGGGACCACCGAGGGGUAUUACGGGUAAUAGAGACUUGGAUACGUGUAUGUAGCAAUGACCUUGACUGCAGCAGUCUCAUUGUUCAUGAGAUGCGUGACUUUCUCAGGAAAAUGUCCGUUCUUGGACACGAGUAUAAAGCCUGGUGCCAAAAGAUUGGAGGACUACUCCACCUAGAAGAAAAAAAUGUGAUGAAACAAAGAUCUCAGAAUGCUGACGACCCAGACAAUGUCAACGCUCAGUAUAAAAAGUUGCAGCAACUGGUUGUCGCUGGUGACAUUCCAUGUUCGAAGGAGGAGGCAGCCACCCUAGCUAGUAUACAGUUACAUAUUGAGGAAGCCUGGCCAGAACAUAACGUUCCAAACCAUGCCAACACCAACCCCCCGGACCUCACCUUCCUCCAAGGGGGUAAACUUAUUGACCAUAAACUUUGGGCUAAGUCAACCGAUCCACAGGAGAAUCUUCGUAAACGAAAGGAACUGAUACGAAACAAUCGUGCCGGACGUAUCACAAGUUCUCGUCGUAAAGGACGCUUGGUCCGUCAGUUGUCUUGUGUCAGUAGUAAAGACCUUGACAUUGGCAGUGAAGUUGAUCUCACCAAAUUUCUUCCGCCAGAUUUUAACUCUUCAAAGAAGAUUCGCUGUAUCAUUCAAGAAAAACAGAAGCAGCUAUGGCACACCCCCUACUAUGACAGUGAAAUUAAGCUUAAACAGCAGUACAUCAAGAUCUGUAAGAACCUGCCAUCAUUUGGGUGUAAGCUCUACCAGGUGAAAGAACUCCUCCGGGGCAACACCCAGAAAAAGGCUGUUCGCCUACUAGGAAUCGCUACAGACAAAAUUGUUUUGUUGGACAACAAGACAAAGCUACUACUUAAAACACAGAGUAUUCGAGACCUGGAGGAGUGGAACACAGGAAGUGGGAAAUACCAUGACGGCCUUGUCCUGGAGUUCCGUGGUACGAAACCAUGGCACCUCUCCAUGGCAACACUUGAUAACCUGAAGUCUGUAACAGCAGUAUUAUGGGAUUCCUUGGACAUGGAUGGAAGGUUCCUGAACAAUGGAACUCUGCGACGAGAUAGUUUUGAGUUUGAUUUCCAUAGAAAACCACCAUUAUUACGACCAGCUUUGGAGGGAGGUAGCAAGUACUCAGAAGAGCUGGAAAAUCUUCAGAGGCUGUUACAUUUCCCAGAAGAGGUUGCAAUAUUGCUGACAGACAUGGAGCACAGCUUAUUUAACGAGAUACCUCCGUCCCACUACAUACGACAAGUGACCACUGAUCUGUCCAGGGGAUCAACUGUCUAUCGUAAGCUGUCCAGUGUUGAGGAUCUUAUACAGAGAUUUAAUGAGGUGAGCUCCUGGGUAACACAGCUGAUCAUCACCCAGCCAACCCACGAGGACCGCAAGGCAAUACUGUCAUGUAUCCUCCGCCUAGCCUUUUACUGCUGGUGUCUCGGAAACUUCAACACAACCAUGGAGAUUGUCGCCGGGCUUAAGUCUGAGAAGCUUAAACCAUUCUGGCUAUCUCUGUGUGACGAAGACUUAUCUACCCUUCAUAUGCUUUCCAACUUCCUAUUGUCACGUGAACUGACCCAGGAGUAUCGGGAAGCAGUGGGACGUGGCCUUGACAUUCCAACUUGUAAGGUUGUGCCGUUUUUCGGAGGAUUUCUCCGAGAGCUCCGUGCACUUUUCAUCAACGUUCCAAGUAUCAUUGUUCUACCGUCAAAGGAAAACCAGUCACUGGAGUUUAUUUCGGAUUUUAAUGGAGAAGAUCGUUUCAUGACGAGGAUUGGUGUUGGUGGUCUUAUCAACAUGGACAAGCUACAACAGACACAUACGAUCCUCAACGACAUUAGUCUCUUCCACCACCACGGCAAGGGACAGGAAACCGCCCAGAGAGAGGAGGAGGAGGUCAAAAGCAAGGAAGAGUUUGUUGUUGAAGAAGUUGAGAACGAGGAAAAUGACUGCGAGAGUGAUUAUGACCUUGACCUUGAUUCCUACCAGCCAGUUCAGCCAAUCAUGAAUGAUCAUGAAGUUGUUGUCAUAACAUCCAAAUUGGCUGGCCUUAGUCACCACUGGUUACAAUGUAUGCACCACGGCAGCACUGUUAUUCACAUUGAAGACGACAGUUGUCGAACAUACGUGUGUUACCUCAAACUUGAACUGGACAACACGACACUAACGUGGCGAAAACCAUCCUGGAGCUCACUUAUGCCAGGAAAUACAUCCUACCCAGAUUACAUGCUGAAGGGGGAAUCAGAUUCCAGCUCCACUCAAGCAUUAAGUAUUCGCUAUACUGGUGGGGAAGAUGUUUAUGACACGCUGGAGGAAGGUUUUGUAGAUCUCAAACUGGUUAAAGAAAUCUCCCAUGGAAACGAGGAAUCCCUAGAUUUGAAUCUAGUUGGAAAACGUCACAGUAUGGAUGACUUAGAAGCAAAAGUGAAUAGUAUCUGUAUUCUGUAUGGUUCGGGACAUUUAGAAAACAAGCGAUUAUGGUUUGUUGCGCCGAAAAACGUGUGUAAGAUCUGGUUGCUAGGGUUGCAGAGACUUAUUAAGGCGGCUCACAAGCUGCGACGUCAAACGGACAAAAGGAUACAACUUCUGAAGAACCAAUAUCUACAACUGUAUUACGACAAUGAGAAGUGUGUGGGCCCUAGUCCUGCUGAAGCUAUCAAGGUGUUUGGAGGACGUCGAUGGCAUGUGGAACGACAGCUGAUGGGCACACAAGAUGUUCCUACCUCGUUUAAGCGUACUGGCAGCUUCGUCACCUCAAAGAUCUUUAACAAGAAGUCUUCCACAGGAUUUUCAAAUUCCAAGGAGUCAAGUCCUCGCGGAUCAGGAUCUAUAGUGCCCAAUAUGUCUUCUUCAGACUUACAGAAGAUGUCAUCGCAAAAAGGACACAGGACACCGAGUCCACUUCGUAAGAACAAGCUAUCUGAUCUCAGCAAAUCUUCUGUGCCAUGUUCAAGUGACCCUAACUUACAUCAGAAUCAGACAACUCAAAAACCAAACGGAAGUCCAAGGCUUGGUUUCCGACCUAGAAGCAUGACAUUCAGUUUUACUAACCGUUAUCGGUCAAAGCGUCGUCGUAUGUCGCUGGGUAUGCGUUCCACGGACAAUAAAAUGACUCCAAUUACUGACUCCUCCCAACUUACAUUCCUGGACUUUGUAGACUUGUUUAAGUCCUUUAGUCUGCGAUGUAGGCGAGACCUGAAGGACCUGUAUGAACAAUUGGCGCUGACGAUGAAACCAACGCCGGGAAAAGACAUUCCAACAGCUCUCAGGACACAUUGUAAUUCAGCCAGUACGGACACAUUGGUGGAGGCCAUCAACAAGAGUGCCUUUGUGAUGUCCCCCUACCCAGUGAUCAUGUCCAUAGAAAACCAUUGUUCCAUCAUUCAGCAGCAGAAGAUGGCUCUGAUUUUCCAGAGUGUGUUUGGAGAAAAGCUUGUCACAACAUUUUUGUUUGAGUCUGACUUUUGUGAAGAUCCUCAGCUACCAUCACCAUGCCAGCUCAAAUUCAAAAUUCUCGUAAAGUACAAGAAGAUCCGUUACCAAGAAAGCUACACUCUUAGAAAGUUAAGGACAUCUGUCGAUAGCCAAGACAGUCAGACAGGAGAGCAGGACGACAAGGGGCGUAACUCUGGUUCUUCACGAGCAAGAACAGAUUCCUUCCUGGACUACCAACCAUCUUCUGGAUCAUUUGGGGAGAAGUCACGUCCAAAAAGUCAUCCUGACCUUGACUGGCAAUUUGAGGAUGAUAUCCAAGAAAUGAAGACGCCCCCAAAAACCAAACAGAAGAAGGCGAGCCAGAUUGCCAAAGAGUUAUCUGAUCUUGUUAUAUAUCUCCAAGCCAUCAAAUUCAGGGGUUUAACUGUCAGUCCAAACACCUCUAUGAGGAGGAAACCAGCUGGAAAGAAAGUCCUUUUAGGGAGUAAUCCAGGAACACCACCUCUCACUUCAGAUAAAACCGAUAUGAACAUGUUUUCCGGUUAUUCCCGUCAGCGUCGUCCUGAUAGCACCCCUCCAUGUUAUCUGGUGUCCUCCUUAAACGAGAGCAAGGCUAAACAACACUGUCGACGCAACCCCAUCGGGGUCAUCAAUCAUACAGAAAAACAGCUGAUGCGUACCUACCCUGCUGGGAUGAGGAUUGAUUCGUCCAAUUUCAAUCCUGUCAUCUUCUGGGCCUUCGGAAUACAGAUGGUUGCCCUUAACUAUCAGACAGAGGACACAGCAAUGAUUCUGAAUACGGCCAUGUUCGAGCAGAAUGGACAGAGUGGCUAUGUCCUGAAGCCAGCCACUAUGUGGGAUAAAAGUCACAUGAUGUACAACCAUUUCAACCCAUGGGACAAGACUUUUGAUGGUCUCCACGCUACAGUUCUUACCAUCCACGUGAUAUCCGGCCAAUAUGUGAGUAACAAUCACACGGCCAGUACCUACAUAGAGGUGGAACUUCUCGGCAUCCCUGUCGACUCUGCCAAACACAAAACAAAGGUCGUACCACGCAAUGCACUCAACCCCAUCUGGAACGACUACUUCACAUUUCACGUGAUGUUUGCAGACCUUGCCUUUUUAAGAUUUGUUGUUGUGGAUGCUAACACAAGCCAUAUGGUCUCCCAACGCAUUAUUCCACUCAAGUGCCUUCGUGCAGGAUACCGCCAUGUUCGUCUGCGGAGUCCAACCAAUCAGCCAUUAGAGCUAGCCACAGUGUUUAUAAACUCUAAACACGAGGAAGAGUCACUCUUAACCUGCUCUACCCAUGAUAUCAACGGCUGUCACGACAGUGCCUCGGCCAAACGUCGCCUUGUGUUCGCCAAAAACAAGGACAUAAAUGACAAGGAUGCGAAAGAACUGAGUCCCACAGGAGCAAGAGUGAAGCGGCGAAUGUUCUUCAUCAGUGUAUUUGGAGUCAACGCUCCUGACAAAUAUGUCAUACUUAAGGUCACUCAGGACACAACAGUCUAUGAUACGAUAGCUCAGGCACUGAUGAAGGCUGGCCGUGCAGAGGAGAAGGUAACAGACUAUGUUCUGGUGGAAGAGGUACAGAGUGGCUGGGAACGCUCCAUGUCACAGAGGAUACUGGACAUGAUGGAGAAAGUCCUCAUAGCCCAGAACCAAUGGAAGGGCGCCGGCAAAUUCCUGCUCCGUAAGCUCAGUGAUGACCCAAGCAGUCGUGCAUGGAUGACUACCAUGUUAUCUAUAGAACACAGACGAAAGGUUGAGGAGUCUGCAGACACUGCGGACUGGGACAGUGUUGAACAGGUGUUCCUUGUGUGUGUUUACAAUGUGGCACCAGACCAGCCCUAUACCAUCUUCAAAGCUCCCACUUCAAGCUCCGCCCAGGACAUCGUCACACAGGCCAUGAUGAAGGCACAUCGAACUGACACCGACAAUCUGCGUAAACUGCUUCUGGUUGAGGAACUGGAGAUGACUGGUACUGAGUCACUCGGGGUCCACACACGGCGCCACAGUGGGGAACAUUUGGAGCGCCGAAUUCUCGCCCCAGAUGAAAAUGUUUAUCAUGCCCAAUCAGAAUGGAUCACUAAUGGAAAAUUUGUAAUCAUGGACCAGGCAGAAUAUGAAUCCAGUGAAAAUCAGGAUAAGAAGAAAGGCAAGUCAGCAAAACUCAAGUCAGAAAAAGGAAAUAUCUCUAAACAGAAGAGUACAAAACGUCUGUCGAAGUCAUCUUCUGUUCCACCAGAGAAGGACCUCUUCUGUUCUGCCACUUCAGGUUCUUCCAGCGGAGGAUCGUCAAUCUUUCCAGACCUUAGUCAGGUUCACCUAGCUCAGCAGGCUACACCAAAAACAACAUCCAAGCUCAAGAAGUUUUCAGCCAAAUUCUCAUCCAAAUCUUCAAGAUGAUAACAUUUUCUACAAUCUGAAUGUGACAUAGUUCACUAUAAUGCCAUAGUGAGGCUGAACAAUGAGACGGAGGUUUAAAAUUGUGUAACAGGUGUUAUCAAGUCUGAUUAAAGACAAGAAUGUGACCUGGAUACAUUUUAUUUAACGUGCUGGGGUCAUAGCUCAUUAAAUGGACCCAGACCAACUUUUUAGAAAGGCUUAUGUGAGAGCCUCCUAGAGAUGUUGUUUCUGUAUUGAUUUGCUCCUCCAAAAAAAUGAGUUUAAAUAUUACAACAUGCAUGAAGGUGGCACCAUAUUUUGUAAAAAAGAAUUACAUCCUUUUAUCAGGAUCCUUUCAAAUGUUCUGAGAAUCUUUUCACUAGGAUUUUAUCUCCUUCUACACAAUGAAGAACAUUAAUGGACAAUUCUGAAAACUCAUCUGUCUUCCUAAAAUUUGCUCCAUUUUAUAACUCUUCCUUUUGUUGUCAUCUUGUGGUGUUUGGGAUGAACAUCAUGCCAUGAUGGUGACUCAGUCCAAGAUUUACCAUUUCCAUUUUAAUGUUAGUUAAAUGAUUCAUAUGUAUAGCCUUACGGUGAGUGAUUCUGUUAGCUUGAGAUAUCUGCAACCAAUCUUAUAUCAAAGUCACUCUGUUUUGUUUUUAUUCUGGAAGACAGUUUUCCAUGAUGCUUUGGAGUUUUUGAAAUUGUUCAUUGCAGUUUUAUUUAAAAUAAAAAUUCAUUGUGUGAGAAUGAUACAAUUUGGUGUAUAUUUUAUCAAACAAUUCAUAUUCUUGAUAGAAGGCCACGAUGAAUGCCCGGAAAACCACACACAUGGUCAUCUCCUGUAACAAGACAAGUGAUAGAAGCCUUGUUUUAGCCUGUAAACUGUAAGGGUAUUCCUCCUCAUCAUUAUAUUAUCAUUGUAUAGAAACAACUUCUCAUUAAAGAACUAAAAUGUCACACUGUUGAAUUUAUAACUCUAUAACUUUUGUAGAAGUUCAGUAUUGGACACCAGCUGUAUUGAAUUGACAAGAAUACUGUACAUAUUUUAGCAGUAAUCUUAUUUUAGUUAUGAUGGCUUAAAAUAUUGUGCUAAAUUAUAACUGCACUAUUUGCUGUUUCUGCGUACUAUUUUCUAUUGAAUAUAUAUUGUGAAUGCAUGAAUACAUCAAUGUGCUGAUCUGUGUUAAUUUGAAAAUGUUCCAAAUCUGAGUGGACUAAAAUAAGUACAUUUACAUUUUUUGUCAUUUUUAUUGUCUAGAUUUUUAGUAGAUAAUUUUACGCCAUCUAUAAUUCUUCAUGCAACUACAAAAUGUACCUGGAAAAAUUGUAAAACAGAUAACUAUUCAGAAUCCAAUUUGUAUCGACGGAAUGGUUGGCAAUGUGGUAUACAAGGGAGAUAAUGCAGACUUGAACUUUGUGAUGGUUUCCAGCAAAAUAUUUAGUAAACAUUUUGAUACACUGUUACAUCAUAUUUUAGAUGUCGGAGGAUAGCUGUUUGUAUAUUAUGGAACAACGCACCAGUUAUAAUACCUACCAUACAAAUGCCCCAUAUAUAGUACCACUUAAUACCAUAUGUGGUAUCACCUAUUACCAAAAAAUGCAAUAUAUGGGACCACAUAAAACUAUUCAGUACCAUAUAUGAUACCACACAUUACCAUGGAAUACCAUAUUUGGUAUUAUAUAAUACCAAAGGCUAUCGCAAUGCCACUUGAUACAAAUGUACGAAACAUGCACACUCAUUUAUACAGCUCAAACAAAAUCACAGCAUCAGAUUAAAAUUUAGAAUAAUGUAUAUACAAAACAAAGAAUCCAAUUAACGAAGAAACUAAAGCAAACUGUCUUAGACAGCUAUUGAAUGAUGCACUAACUUUAAUGUGUAUACACCCUAAUGAUGUCAUCACUUCUUGUGCAUCAAAUUCAUCCAUAUUAAUGACAUCACCACUUUUUGGUACAAGUCCCAGGGCUUAACGCAAGACACAGCGUGCUGUGAUAUACAUGUUUUAUCCAAGAAAAUAGUUUUUAUUUGACUUAAGUGAAGGAUUCUUAAAUGUUCCUGAUAUCAUUAUUAUAAUUUCUAAAAAUGGCAGAAAGAAUGAUAUAUUACAAAAAGUCAAAAUAUUCUGAACUUUUUACUCGCAGGAUAGUUCAGUGUUAACAUUAAUGUUAUUAAAUGUACCAAGUAUAUUGAACAAAAGUCUUGCUUUAAACAAUUAAGUCAGUAAUAGAAUGUUUUAAUAUAUAAAUUAACACUACAUUUUAUUUGAUUCUAUGUUUGUCAUAAGAUUAAAGUAAGCAAUACGUUCUUGAAAUAUUAAUAUUUGUUUUGUUCUUUGAAAGUGAAUUUAAUUGCUCUGUUUCAUGCUAAAGAUAUAUGGAAUAUUGGUAUAGGACUAUAGCUAGUCUCAAAUUUAAAUCCUAAUUAUAGUGCUUUCAGAAUUGAGGCCUGAUGAAUUUUAUAUUUUGUCUAAAUGUGUGUCCCUCUACCCCUUCUCAUCUUGCUAGAGUUGUUUGUGUAUCCCUCUACCCCUUCUCAUCUUACUAGAGUUGUGUGUGUGUCCCUCUACCCCUUCUCAUCUUACUAGAGUUGUUUGUGUGUCCCUCUACCCCUUCUCAUCUUACUAGAGUUGUGUGUGUGUCCCUCUACCCCUUCUCAUCUUACUAGAUUUGUUUGUGUGUCCCUCUACCCCUUCUCAUCUUACUAGAGUUGUCUGUGUGUCCCUCUACCCCUUCUCAUCUUGCUAGAGGUGUUUGUGUGUCCCUCUACCUCUUCUCAUCUUACUAGAGUUGUUUGUGUGUCCCUCUCCCCCUUCUCAUCUUGCUAGAGUUGUUUGUGUGUCCCUCUACCCCUUCUCACCUUACUAGAGUUGUUUGUGUGUCCCUCUACCCCUUUUCAUCUUACUAGAGUUGUUUGUGUGUCCCUCUACCCAUUCUCAUCUUGCUAGAGUUGUUUGUGUGUCCCUCUUCCCCUUCUCAUCUUGCUAGAGUUGUUUGUGUGUCACUCUACCCCUUCUCAUCUUGCUAGAGUUGUUUGUGUGUCCCUCUACCUCUUCUCAUCUUACUAGAGUUGUUUGUGUGUCCCUCUACCCCUUUUCAUCUUACUAGAGUUGUUUGUGUGUCCCUCUACCCCUUCUCAUCUUACUAGAGUUGUUUGUGUGUCCCUCUACCCCUUUUCAUCUUACUAGAGUUGUUUGUGUGUCCCUCUACCCCUUCUCACCUUGCUAGAGUUGUUUGUGUGUCCCUCUACCCCUUCUCACCUUGCUAGAGUUGUUUGUGUGUCCCUCUACCCCUUCUCACCUUACUAGAGUUGUUUGAGUGUCCCUCUACCCCUUCUCAUCUUGCUAGAGUUGUUUGUGUGUCCCUCUAUCACUUCUCAAGAGAAAAAAUAUAUAUUCCAUUUUUCAUUCUGAAUUUCUUUAACCAAAUGAUCUGCAUUACUGCAUACUUAUGAGAAAUUUAUGUUUGAAAAUACAUGUUGUUAAAUAAAUACAUGUAUUUGACUAGUUAUCGGUUCAGCUGUGGAAAUUGUUGUUCAGGAUUAAUUCCUUAAUGAUAUACUUUUCUAGAUAUAUGUUAAAUAAAUUUUAUGAUGUGAUGAACAGAUUUUUUACACCAUAAUAUAAUUUGUUUUUCAUACAUACAAUGUACAAUAUAUAUAUAUAGAUCCAUAUUUUUUGUUAUAACCCCAAGUAUAUUUAAUGAACCAAUAAUGAUGGUGUGUUGAUUUAUUUGUUGUUUUUGUUAAUAAAAAUAUCCCGGUCUACCUAGAAAUCCCAAUUAAUUGUAUUUUCUUACAGACGAAAAUCAUUGUUGACCUGAUAUAUAUACAUGUACAAUAUGUAAGU
Mizuhopecten yessoensis (Yesso scallop) is the source of this 13994-nucleotide messenger RNA. RefSeq lists its product as uncharacterized. The transcript has 37 exons. The coding region runs from base 1360 to 10170 and encodes 2936 amino acids. Gene Ontology annotation, biological process: lipid metabolic process; small GTPase-mediated signal transduction; phosphatidylinositol-mediated signaling. The record is from RefSeq and is a predicted model, not a curated record. Gene Ontology annotation, molecular function: phosphatidylinositol-4,5-bisphosphate phospholipase C activity; guanyl-nucleotide exchange factor activity. NCBI's taxonomy places the organism in Eukaryota, Metazoa, Mollusca, Bivalvia, Pectinida, Pectinidae.